Molecule: messenger RNA, 947 nt
Organism: Rhinopithecus roxellana (golden snub-nosed monkey)
Lineage: Eukaryota; Metazoa; Chordata; Mammalia; Primates; Cercopithecidae
Product: immunoglobulin lambda-1 light chain-like
Exons: 4
Coding region: 98-808 (236 amino acids)
Biological process (GO): peptide antigen assembly with MHC class II protein complex; immunoglobulin production involved in immunoglobulin-mediated immune response; antigen processing and presentation of exogenous peptide antigen via MHC class II
Cellular component (GO): MHC class II protein complex
Molecular function (GO): MHC class II protein complex binding
Source: RefSeq, a predicted model, not a curated record
ACACACCCCCUCCCUGCACAGAGCUCAAUAGGAGAUAAAGAGCCAUCAGAAUCCAGCCCCAGCUCUGGAGCCAGGGGUCUCUUCCAAUAUCAGCACCAUGGCCUGGACUCUGCUCCUCCUCCAGUUCCUCCUCACUUGCUGCCCAGGGUCCAAUUCUCAGGCUGUAGUGACUCAGGAGGCCUCACUGACUGUGUCCCCAGGAGUGACAGUCACUCUCACCUGUGCUUUCAGCACUGGAGCAGUCACCAGUGGUCACUAUCCAAACUGGUUCCAGCAGAAACCUGGACAAGUCCCCAGGGCACUGAUUUAUGCUACAAGCAGCAAACACUCCUGGACCCCUGCCCGGUUCUCAGGCUCCAUCCUUGGGGGCAAAGCUGCCCUGGCACUGUCAGGUGCACAGCCUGAGGACGAGGCUGACUAUUACUGCUCACUGUACUAUAGUGGUGCUCAGCGGUAUUUCGGCGGAGGGACCCGGCUGACCGUCCUAGGUCAGCCCAAGGUUGCCCCCUCGGUCACUCUGUUCCCGCCCUCCUCUGAGGAGCUUCAAGCCAACAAGGCCACACUAGUGUGUCUCAUCAGUGACUUCUACCCGGGAGUCGUCAACGUGGCCUGGAAGGCAGAUGGCAGCCCUGUCAACACGGGAGUGGAGACCACCACACCCUCCAAACAGAGCAACAACAAGUACGCGGCCAGCAGCUAUCUGAGCCUGACGCCUGACCAGUGGAAGUCCCACAAGAGCUACAGCUGCCAGGUCACACACGAAGGGAGCACCGUGGAGAAGACAGUGGCCCCUGCAGAAUGUUCAUAGGUUCCCACCCCUCACCCCACCCAUGGGGGCCUGGUGCUGCAGGAUCCCAGGGGAGGGGUCUCUCCUCCCACCCCGAGGCAUCCAGCCCUUCUCCCUGCACUCAAUAAACCCUCAAUAAAUAUUCUCAUUGACAAUCAGA